This is a messenger RNA of Daucus carota subsp. sativus, 903 nucleotides long. RefSeq lists its product as uncharacterized. Lineage: Eukaryota; Viridiplantae; Streptophyta; Magnoliopsida; Apiales; Apiaceae. The record is from RefSeq and is a predicted model, not a curated record. Bases 1 to 903 code for a protein of 300 amino acids. The transcript has a single exon.
AUGGCGGUUGGUGCACGUUUUACGUUCGCUGAUCUGCAAAAUCCACUAUUUUUACAUCCAUCAGAUGGACCUACAUCGGUUGUUGUACCGAAGCUUCAAGGUGCGAUUGAUUAUCGUUCAUGGAAGCGCUCUUUUGAGAUCCAAUUAGCUUCGAAACGGAAGCUCGGAUUCGUUAAUGGCACGAUUCUCCGCAGCACAACAGAUGAAACUGAUGCUCUGCAGUGGGAUACAUGUAAUAAUCUGGUAAUUUCUUGGCUCCACAACAAUGUUUCUGAAGCAACUCGCAAUUCUAUUCUAUAUGUUGAAUCUGCUAGUGAAAUCUGGAGUUUGUUGGAGAAACGAUUUAUGUUGACUAAUGGAUCUCGUAAAUACAAGUUAAAUAAGGAUUUGUUUGAGUUGAAACAGAACAAAUCUUCAAUUGCUGAGUAUUACACUGCCCUAACUUGUGUUUGGGAUGAAAUUGAUUCACUUAAUGUUUUGCCUGUGGUUGCAACUGUAAAUCCUGAUAUUGUCAAAUUGAUGAGUACUCUUGCAACAUUCAAAGAGGAGGCAAAACUUUUUCAGUUCUUAAAUGGAUUGAAUGAGAUAUAUGCUCCACAGCGUAGUCAGUUGUUAAUGAUGAUUCCUCUUCCUACUGUUGAAGUUGCUUGCGCAGCUAUACAGCAAGAGGAAUCACAGAGAGAAGUGUUAAGCUGUGCUACCGAUUUUGAGAGUGCAACAAUGUUGAGUCAGAACACUAAUCAAGGAAACAAGCUGUUAGAAUGUGUAGUUUGUCAUAAAAAAGGUCACACUUCUGAUCGUUGUUGGACUAAAAUUGGAUAUCUCAAGUGGCAUGAUAAACACAAAGCUAAGCCUAAUUUCAGGCCUCAUGUGUCAUCUGAUGGUUUUGCUAAGCCUAAAUAG